UUCGCCAUGGCUGGGAGUAACGAGGUCAACGCUAAUGAAUCGAAGAUGGCUGUGCCUUUGAACACAUGGGUGCUAAUCUCCAACUUUAAACUUGCUUACAACAUGCUUCGCCGUCCUGACGGUACCUUUAAUCGGCAUCUUGCCGAGUUCCUCGACCGGAAAGUCCAAGCUAAUGCCACCCCUGUCAAUGGUGUCCUCUCCUUUGAUCAACUUAUUGAUCGAUCCACCAAUCUCCUUGUUCGUAUUUACCGGCCGACCCCUAUCCCCGAUACUGAAGACCCUCAAACAUCCCCUUCCCCUGCAACCUCCUCCAUAUUCUCCAGCCUCAUUAGCUGUCCUUCUCCGGACCCGUUCCCUGUAAUCAUAUUCUUUCACGGUGGCAGUUUCGCUCACUCAUCUGCCAACACUGCUAUCUAUGAUUCACUCUGUCGACGUUUUGUCACUCUUUGCAAUGCGGUCGUUGUCUCUGUCAAUUACCGUCGCUCACCUGAGUAUAGAUACCCUUGUGCGUAUGACGAUGGUUUUACUGCACUUAAGUGGGCUUGUGCUCAACCUUGGCUUCACUCCGGCAAGGAUUCAAAGCUCAGGGUUUUCCUGUCUGGGGAUAGCUCCGGUGGAAACAUUGCACAUCAUGUUGCUGUACAGGCCAUUGAGUCUGGCAUUACUAUCUCCGGCAACAUUCUUCUCAACCCGAUGUUCGGUGGACAGGCUCGAACAGAGUCAGAGGAGAGACUAGAUGGGAAAUACUUCGUCACACUGCAAGACCGGGAUUGGUAUUGGAAAGCAUUCCUUCCCGAAGGGGCAGAUCGAGACCACCCGGCCAGCAAUCCAUUUGGCCCCAAUGGUAUUGAUCUCAGAGGGCUUCCCUACCCAAAAAGCCUUGUUGUCAUUGCUGGUUUGGAUCUCAUUCAGGACUGGCAACUAGCCUUUGUCGAAGGGCUGAAGAAAGCCGAUCAAGAUGUGAAGCUCGUCUAUCGCGAGCAAGCCACCAUCGGCUUCUACUUACUGCCCAACACUGACCAUUUUCAUGAAGUCAUGGAGGAGAUCAAGUGCUUUGUGAGUUCAAACUGUUGAUAAAACACAGAACUCUUCGCCAUUUCAUACUCACACACAUAUAUAUCUCUAUAUAUAUCUAUAUAUAUUUAUAUAUAAUACAUAUAGACAUAGAUAUCGGUAGCUCGACAUCUUGCCGCUGUUGCUGCUGCUAUUUCUGCUGCUCUAGCCUGGAAAACUUUGUGCAAAACCAAAGCUCCAUAUCUUGACACAACCGGUUGCUUUUUACUGCACAUUGUUUGUUUUUCGAUUUGAAUUUGAAUUGAAUCGAAUUGAAUCCAUGCAUGACUCGAGUCUGUUGUCGUAGAAGCAGCCGAGUUUCUGCUUCAUUUCUACUGACAAGUUACUCCAGGUGAUAUAAUCUGAUGAUCCUGUCUCCUGGCUAAUGUUUGUAAUAGCUCUAAUUACAGCAACAUGGCAAACAACCAUGAUGUAUUUUGUUGUGAACUAUAUAAUAUAUAUAUCUACAUAAUGUUGUAACACUUGUUUGAAUUUCUUAGUAAUGAACAUAAGAAGGUUUUCCCUUUUGUUUUGAA
Molecule: messenger RNA, 1589 nt
Organism: Dioscorea cayenensis subsp. rotundata (Guinea yam)
Lineage: Eukaryota; Viridiplantae; Streptophyta; Magnoliopsida; Dioscoreales; Dioscoreaceae
Product: gibberellin receptor GID1C-like
Exons: 2
Coding region: 7-1074 (355 amino acids)
Biological process (GO): raffinose family oligosaccharide biosynthetic process; positive regulation of gibberellic acid mediated signaling pathway; floral organ morphogenesis
Cellular component (GO): nucleus; cytoplasm
Molecular function (GO): hydrolase activity; gibberellin binding
Source: RefSeq, a predicted model, not a curated record